ACCCCCUUUCAGUUCUUCUUUACAAGGUUAGCAAUUUUGUUAACCAUUAAGCGAUGAUGGUCAUUGUUUGGAAUUUAUUUCUUCAAGUAUUCCUCCUGGUGCUGGCAAAAGCGAGUCUCAGGAGCGUCAGAGAAUUGGGGAGCUGUAAACUCAACAAAAAGCAAAGCCAGUUAAACUCCUUUCUUUGGACAAUAAAACGAGAUCCUCCUUCAUACUUCUUUGGUACUAUUCAUGUUCCUUAUACAAGAGUGUGGGAUUUCAUCCCAGAAAACUCCAAGAAAGCUUUUCAUCAAAGCAAUAUUGUAUACUUUGAGCUCGAUCUGACAGACCCCUACACAAUUUCAGCUCUGACCAGCUGUCAGAUGUUACCUCAGGGUGAGAACCUCCAAAGUGUGCUUCCUAGAGACAUUUACCGUAGACUGAAACGUCAUUUGGAAUACGUUAAACUAAUGAUGCCCUCAUGGAUGACUCCAGAUCAAAGGGGGAAGGGGCUUUAUGCAGAUUAUUUAUUCAAUGCAAUUGCUGGAAAUUGGGAGAGAAAAAGACCUGUAUGGGUAAUGCUCAUGGUGAACUCUUUGACGGAGGUCGAUAUUAAAUCAAGAGGAGUUCCAGUAUUGGAUUUAUAUUUGGCUCAGGAAGCCGAACGUCUUAAGAAGAGGACAGGAGCAAUAGAAAAAGUGGAGGAGCAAUGCCACCCACUGAAUGGACUGAACUUCUCACAGGUAAUAUUUGCCUUAAAUCAGACCCUCUUGCAGCAAGAGAGCCUUCGAGCAGGAAGUGUACAAGCCCCAUACACCACUGAAGACCUGAUCAAACAUUACAACUGUGGAGACCUCAACUCAAUUAUUUUUAACCAUGAUUCUUCACAAGUGCCUAAUUUUAUUAAUGCUACUUUACCGACUCAAGAAAGAAUAACUGCUAAGGAGAUCGAUAACUAUUUUCGUCAAGAGCUGAUUUACAAAAGGAAUGAACGGAUGGGACAGAGAGUGAAAAACCUACUUGAGGAAUUUCCAGAGAAAAGCUUUUUUUUUGCUUUUGGUGCAGGACACUUCAUGGGGAACAAUACGGUCAUUGAUGUGCUAAAGCGAUAUGGCUACGAUGUGCAACACACACCUGCCGGGCGAUCAAUCACAAACGGUAGAAAUAAAAAGUCAUCCUCGUUUUCUUCAUCACCCCCGUGCACGGCCAUCUCUCGGAUGAAAGAGCCAGACAGUUCUCACCAAGACUCAGAAAUGGUACCCAACGUAUUGCUAUCUGAUAACCUCGGAAUGAUGGAUAAACGUGAAAGGAAAUACAAGAAAAAGAAGUCAAGGAAAGAAAAACAUCGGCACUUCAGUGACCUGUGGGUUCGCAUUCAGGAGAGUGCUACAGAGUCUCCUCCGCAAAUUGGGAUUAUUAAUGGAUACAUUACAGUGGAGCCCCCGCCAAGACAACAUGGAAAAGACAGUUACAUACAGGCAGCCAAGAGCAGCUCCUUCUCCCAGUUCAUUCUUCCUCCCUUUUUACUGUUGGCUUGGUGUCUUCAACAAAUGGUGAUUCUGUAAAGACAAUAACACAUUAUUAAGUGAGGACAUUCUUGUAAAUGGAGCACAAACGUGUCUGCCAGCACUGGAAAAUACCCUAUGGCAUUACACCGCAUAUCAAAUGUUCUCCUGAAGGUGUGCUUGGAAUCUGACCACUAAUGUUAUUUACUGGUUAAUACAUAAUAUAUGCCUUUUGUUUGAAAAGUCAUUAUAUUUUUCUUCUCUUUAAGAAGGAUGAUUUCAUGUUAAUCCCAUAAUGCACUUGGGAAAUGUAAAAUAAUGUUGUAACAUAGCUAUACUCUAGAGAUAUAAAACAUUGACAUAAAUGAUUUUUUUAAUAUAAA
Molecule: messenger RNA, 1867 nt
Organism: Spea bombifrons (plains spadefoot toad)
Lineage: Eukaryota; Metazoa; Chordata; Amphibia; Anura; Pelobatidae
Gene: TRABD2A
Product: TraB domain containing 2A
Exons: 7
Coding region: 54-1544 (496 amino acids)
Biological process (GO): negative regulation of Wnt signaling pathway
Cellular component (GO): membrane
Molecular function (GO): metalloendopeptidase activity
Source: RefSeq, a predicted model, not a curated record